UGUUUAGACGCCGGAGAAACUUCUAAUAUAAUUUAGCAGAUUCCUGGAUUUCACUUACAACCGUUGCAGCAUUCCCAUGGUCAGAUUUAUUGCAUUUGCAAGAGACACCAGGGAUACUCUUUUGAAACUUGGCUACUUCAGUGUGCUAGAUAUGGCUUAAGCCUUAAAGGACAGUUAAUCCCCACUUAAUUGCUUGCCUGAACUUUUUCUCUGAGCAGCAUGAUUGAACUGAGCAUCCUUGCUAUCACAUGAGUGACAGAGAAUGAACAAGCUGGGUGGCAGUAACUCCCUCCGCGUGCCUCUUUCUCCAGAGCCAUCUUUAUUAAUGGUGACAGUUUGAAGAUGUAUGGACUUCAGUUCCCUAGGAAUUCCUGAAAUUGAGGUCCAUUUAUCGAAUUGCUACAGUUGAGCAACACUGCUCUAGUGCAAAAAAAAGGGGGGGGGUUUAUAUUGCCUCAAACAAGUGAUGUCCAAGCAUAAUUUGGGUACCAGAGCAUUACCUAUGCUUUGCCCAGUACUUCCUGACAAAAAAAGGAUAGGAUGAGAAAUUGAUUGGAUGGUAUUUUACGGGAUUUAAAAUGACUAAGCCCAUGACACAAAUUGCACAAUAGGAAAUCCAGUCCAGAAUGCAAUUAGCUCAUUGUAUCACCAGGGAACAGAAUUUAGCAGGCCCAGGAUAAAAAAAGUAGGUAAAGCCACUUUACAGCUAAAUUUGAUGCAAUUAAAAUUUAAAAAGGAUUAAAAUGUGUGGUUUAUAAUUUACCCUUUGUGGGAUCGACUGACCCUGCAAUUUUUGCCGCAGCUUCCCUCCCAUCCCCCGUUAGCUGUCAUUGAGGGUGAGUUUGGCUGUGGGACUCGGGAUUUCGACUAAGCCCACGUCUCGCUGCAUUGCCGGUCGGAAGAGACGGCCAAGGCGCUCCUUGUCCUUCUUUCGCUUCCGAUCUGAGCAGCCUUAGCUUGUCUGCGAUAGCUCGGCCUUGCGGGCCGGGAAAAUAUUUCCCCAAAAGGGGGGAGGGGAAGGAAGGCAUUACGAAAGUUUUGGGCACUUUGUGUUAUAUACCCGCAGCAACAUUUGGAAACUUUGGGCGGAAUUGGUGCGAUUUAUUAUGCGUGGAGGGAAAGCCGUCACGCAGUAUCGUGGGGCUGCACGUGGCAUCUCCCGAUUCUCCGUGCUUCGGCCCCUACAACAAAGCCUUUCCCCACCCUGCGCCAGAGGAUUCUCUUGCGUGCAAGCCGGCGGCCCAAAUGGGGCUGGGUCCGGUCGUCUCCUCCCUGCCUUUCCUUCCUUUUUUACGCACUGCCUUGGACGGGCGCGUAUGCUGUGGAUUCGCCCGCUAGACGCCGAGAUUGCUGCGUGCUUGCUGCUUGGCAGGAUAAGGAUUGUAUUCCUCACUGCUAUGGGGGCAAGAAGUAUUCCAGAAAGAAAUCAUGAUCUCUGAUGCUGUACUGAAAUCUGUUCUUCCAUUUCCUGAAAAUCUGAAAAACAAAUUUCUGGUUUUUUAUCUUAUUCUGAGCUUAUAUCUACUAUAUAUACAAGCCACCAGUCGUUUGGAAGCUGUGCUACAGGACCUGGAAAAGAUUAAAGCCAACUCUGAGAUUGAUGCCUAUUUAUAUACUGCAGAUUUAAAUUAUCCCAGUCAUUGUAAUCUAUCAGUGAUAAAAUGCUUUCAGCUUGAGAUGGAAGUAGUUUUGUAUGAAUCUAAAUUUGAGGAUCGAAAUUUUUGUAAUAGUGUACAUCGUAUAGUCAGAAUUGUUAAACAUUUUUUAUCCUUUGAAACGACUGGAAAGAAAAUUGUAGCUGCAGUUAAGAGGAAGAAAAUAACUCCCAUUAGUUUCCAAAAUACAACUCUUCUCUUCUGGGACUGCUAACAGGAAUGAACUUGAGGACUUGGGCACACGGAUGUUGCUUGAGCAAGAAACCAAAGAGGGGACCUUUAGUGGCUGGGUCAGGCAUGAAUGAAAUUAGGCGUGGAGGGAGAGUCUGAUGAAGGAAAGAACAUGUUUGGUGGUGAGAGACCACUGGGGAAUGUACUGUAGAUUAAGAGGAGAGAAUGAAAUAUUGAAGAGUUUACUAUGUUAGGAUUGGGAGGGUAUUGGGAAAGAAGGAGUCAAGUUUGCUGGAUGAAGAAAUUAGCUUCUUGAACUUGCUUGGACUUCUGCCUCGAUUGCUUCUGUUUUCUAUCAUGUUUGAUACUUACCUGGAAACUUAAUGUCCAAUAUUUGUGAGACCUGUUAGUCUCCUGUCUCCAUUAUUAAUAUAUGUGUAUUCUCAUUGGAGCAUCCACCACUGCUGCUUAUUUUUAUCGUAAGAGUAUGUAUGUAGAGGAGGGAAGAGUUAUUUGGUGAAGAUUGUACAAAAUUGUACUCUGGGGUAGACUAGAAUGAAGAUUUGGCCAUGGAAUUGGAAGUUUGUAAAUACUUACAUUCAGGGAGAGAAUUGGCUGAAUGGGAAAACUUGGGGACGAGGAGAAUGUAGCUUAUUCCAGGACUCAGAAAGUCAGACCAUUCCUUCCUCAGUCAGUUGACCAUAAAGCUAAAGUAGGUAGCCUAGUAAUUUUUAAUGAUCUCUCUCCUUUUGCUAGAUCAGUUACUUAUAACAUACACUUCCUAGAUUCACCUCCUCCCAAUUUAUUAAUUUUAAUACAAUAUAUUAUUUCAAUUAACUGGGCACAAACAUUUGUGGAAAUUUGUAAGGAAAAGUGACUUGCAGGUUGUUCAGGUGGUCUUAAAUUCCUUGAAAUAACUAUUGCCAGGAAAAUAUUUAUUAGCACAAUUAAACAUUUUUAUUAUAUUACAUGGAUAAAUAUUGACAAAUGGAUGAAAAUUCCUCUGAAGUUAUUGGUAAGAAUAAGCAUGUUUAAAAUAAUUACAAUGUAGUGAUUUAUAUGUUAAGAGCUACUACAGUAUAUACUAAUUCAUUCAAGCUGUUUUAAACUGAUGAAUUGUAGACAUUUCUUUUGAAUGGACAAAUUUUCAAGUUUUCAUUGCACAAAUGUAAGUUUUCUUUUGACAAUGGAGAGUUUCUAUUUUGACACAAGUUUUAAGUAAAAUGAGAAUAACUUUGAUUAUAAAUUAUUGUGGCUACAACUAAAAAGCAGUUAUCUGAUUCCGUUGAAAACUUGACAAGUCCUUAAUUCUAAUUUUAGCUGUGUUUAGUAUUUACUUAUUUUCCCUUGCUCUAAAGGCAGCAAGAUACAUUUGCAAAACUUUGAGAUCAUGAUUUUAAAUUAGAACAUGGUUACAAAAAGCUGAAAAUUUGGGAUAAUCCGAAUUUCAAGAGGGUAAGCUUGUUUUUAUUAACCUGAGGGAAAAAAGGUCACUUUCUCAUUGAAGUUUCUUUUAAAGCAGCGGUUCUCAACCUAUGGGUCGCGACCCCAUUUGGGGUCGAUCGACCAUUUCUCGGGGGUCGCCAACCAAGGCGAUCCGCCAUUUUCCCCCUCAGGGGGCGCCGCCGCACAUGCGCGCUGUGCAUGGGGGCGCAGCGGCACAUGCGCGCCACACAUGGGGGUGGCGCCGCGCAUGCAUGCCGCGCAUGUGGGCACAUGCGCACGUGCGCUGCGCAUGGGGCGACGUCGCACAUGUGCGCCGCGCAUGGGGGUGGCGUCGCACGUGCGCAUUGCGCAUGUGCACGGCACCGUGCAUGCGCAGCACGUUUGUGUGAUGGGGUCGCCGUCACAUAAACGUUGAGAACCACUGUUUUAAAGUUUUGAGAAAUGACUAAAACAAAAACAAAAAAACCCUCCCGGAUCAGUGAAAAUUCCCAGUGUCAAUAUAUACAAUAUAUAAAGGAGUAUAUACUGUGUGUGUAUGUGUGUUUGUUUUGUUGUUUUAAAAAAUAAAAAUAAAUUUAAAAAAAAA
Crotalus tigris (Tiger rattlesnake) is the source of this 3858-nucleotide messenger RNA. RefSeq names its product interleukin 15 (gene IL15). Gene Ontology annotation, molecular function: cytokine receptor binding; cytokine activity. The transcript is spliced from 6 exons. Gene Ontology annotation, biological process: positive regulation of cytokine production; immune response; positive regulation of T cell proliferation. The record is from RefSeq and is a predicted model, not a curated record. The coding region runs from base 1429 to 1869 and encodes 146 amino acids. Gene Ontology annotation, cellular component: extracellular region. Lineage: Eukaryota; Metazoa; Chordata; Lepidosauria; Squamata; Viperidae.